GGGCUAGCUUUCACGAGUAUGGCUACACUUCCAAAUGACGAUCGGGAAAAAAUUCAUUUGCGUCGAAAUUAACGCUGAAGCAACUUCGGAAAGGCCACUGUGGUAAAACCCAAACGUAAUUCUUCAAGUGUCAUUGCAACGCAAAAAAGGGGAAAAAAUGUUGAACAAGUGCUGUUUCAUGCGACUCCAUACCGCUGGUAUGGUGAUUGGCUGGGUAGGCAUUGUGGGCUCCUUCAUCUCGGUAAUUGUACUUUCCGUCGUGCUUGCCAAUGUGGACGAACUGGUCAAAGCCAUAGUGGACCAUGAUCCGAAUGUUAACGGCGCUGGAAUUCGCACCGGAGUUGUUGUUUUUUGCUCUAUCGCGUUGGCAUUUGCCAUUAUCAAUCUGUUGUCUUCAACGAUGCUCGUCGUGGGUACUGUAAAGGAGCGUCAUUUAAUGUUGGUGCCUUGGCUAGUAAACUCUGGUGCGGCCCUAUUCUUUAGUGUGAUCCAAAAUAUCACAGUUUGGAUCAUGAUGAUAUCGAAUAGCGCCCCAGUGAGCGAAAUAUUACCAUAUUUUCUUUUCGCUGGCCUAGCUCUGGCUUUCCAGUUCUAUAUCUACUAUGGAAUCUAUUCACUCUUCAAGCACAUCCAAGCCGGUGGCGAUCAACAGAGCCCUCUGAUUCGUCCAGUUCCACAGCAAUCGGGCACCACUUAUCCCAGCUAUACAAAAAUGUAAUCCAUGUUUCGUGAUUAGUAGUCGCAUUGCGUGCUACCAGCAUUAUAUACUAAAAUUGUUACGAGUGCUUAAAACUCGACCGAUAUUGUGUUUAGCGAUUAUUUUGAAUUUUUUAUGUACGUAUUUAAAAUAACGGCUCAUUAUCUGUAUUUACUCAGCCAGUGACAAACAAUAUAUAUUUUCUUUAUAUACAUAAUAUCUAUAAACAAUAAAUAUAACCCCUGAAAAAAUAUAA
This is a messenger RNA of Scaptodrosophila lebanonensis, 953 nucleotides long. RefSeq lists its product as uncharacterized. The record is from RefSeq and is a predicted model, not a curated record. The coding region runs from base 158 to 718 and encodes 186 amino acids. The transcript has 5 exons. NCBI's taxonomy places the organism in Eukaryota, Metazoa, Arthropoda, Insecta, Diptera, Drosophilidae.